Molecule: messenger RNA, 2560 nt
Organism: Dromaius novaehollandiae (emu)
Lineage: Eukaryota; Metazoa; Chordata; Aves; Casuariiformes; Dromaiidae
Gene: MPEG1
Product: macrophage expressed 1
Exons: 1
Coding region: 71-2194 (707 amino acids)
Biological process (GO): defense response to bacterium
Source: RefSeq, a predicted model, not a curated record
AGCCAGCUCACUUCCCAGGCUGCCGCCCUGCCGCUCAGACGUCUGACGGGGUCCCGGCACCAGUUCAGCCAUGAGCCGGGCACUCUGGGGGCUCCUCCUUGCCUGGAUGCUGGUGGCUCAGGUGAGAGGGACGCAGCAGGUCCAGGAGCCAUCAUCUCCUGCAGGGUUUCAGGUGUGCAAGAAGGCCGUGAAGCUCCCGAGCCUGGAAGUCCUGCCUGGGGGGGGCUGGGAUAACCUCAGGAACAUGGACAUGGGCAGAGUCAUGAACCUGGGCUACUCCUUGUGCAAGACCACAGAAGAUGGAUCCUACAUCAUCCCGGAUGAGAUCUUCACCAUCCCUCGCAAGCAGAGCAACCUGGACAUCAACUCAGAGAUCAUCGAGUCCUGGAAGGAUUACCAAAGCGUCACCUCUGCCUCCAUCAAUGUGGAGCUGUCCCUCUUCUCCGCCAUCAACGGCAAGUUCUCAUACGACUUCCACCGAACCAAGACCCACCAAGUCAAGGACCAGGCGAUCACCACCCGAGUCCAGGUCAGGAACCUGGUCUACACUGUCAAAAUCGACCCAGGAGCAGCCCUGGACAAGAGCUUCAAGAAGCAGCUGCUGACAAUUGCCAGCCACCUGGAGAAGAACCAGACGCGGAUGGCCGAUUUCCUGGCAGAGGUGCUGGUGCUCAACUACGGCACCCAUGCCAUCACCUCCGUGGACGCCGGAGCUACCUUGGUCCAGGAGGAUCAGAUCAAGGCAACCUUCCUGAAGGACAGCUGGGCCACACGGAGCGCAGUCACUGCCUCGGCCGGCGCUGCCUUCCACAGCAUCAUCAGCAUGAAAACCGAGGGGUCCGUGGACAGCAGCUCUGCCUUCACCAGGCAGUACAUGGAUAACCGCACCAACUCCAGGGUGGAGAGCAUCGGCGGGACCCCCUUUUACCCGGGCAUCACCCUCAAGACAUGGCAGGAGGGCACCAGCAACCAGCUGGUGGCCAUCGACCGCUCGGGGCUGCCCCUGUACUUCUUCAUCAGCCCCAGCGCCCUGCCGGAGCUGCCCACCCCCACGGUGAGGCGGCUGGCCAGGCGCGUGGAGCUGGCCAUCCACCGCUACUACACCUUCAACACCUACCCGGGCUGCACGGACGACGGCUCGCCCAACUUCAACUUCCACGCCAACGCCGACGACGGCUCGUGCGAGGGCGCCGGCGCCAACUUCACCUUGGGCGGCGUCUUCCAGGAGUGCGUGGGGCUGAGCGGCCCCGACGCCGGGGCGCUGUGCCGGGGGCUGGAGCAGAGCAACCCGCUCACGGGGGCUUUCUCCUGCCCGGACGCCUACGUGCCGGUGCGGCUGGCCGCGCAGGAGCGCGAGGAGGGCUACAGCCACCUCGACUGCCACGAGAGGUGCGUGAUGGGCGUCUUCUGCCGCCGCGUGUGCCGCGACGCCUUCCUGCUCUCGCGGGUGCAGUUCAGCGCCUACUGGUGCGCCGCCGGCAGCCCGGCGCCCCCGGCCUCGGGGUACCUUUUCGGGGGGCUCUUCAGCGCCCGCGGCGCCAACCCCGUCACGGGCGCCCAGUCGUGCCCCGCGGGCUACCUGGCGCUGAAGCUCUUCGACGACCUCAGGGUGUGCGUGAGCGGGGACUACGAGGCGGGCGGCCGCUACGCGGUGCCCUUCGGGGGCUUCUUCAGCUGCCAGGCGGGCAACCCCCUGGCCGGGGGGCGGCGGGAGCCCGCCGGGGCCCCCCACGCCAAGGGCUGCCCCGCCGGCUUCAGCCAGCACCUGGCGCUCAUCAGCGACAGCUGCCAGGUGGCCUACUGCGCCCGGGCGGGCGCCAUGGCGGGGGGCGCGCUGCCGCCCGCCCGCCUGCCGCCCUUCACCCGCCCGCCCGCCGCCCUGCCCGCCACCGACACCCUCCUGGUGAGCAGCGGCGCCGGCUCCUGGGUGAGGGAGGCCGGCGGGGCCGCGUGGCGCCUGGCCGGGCCCGACGAGGCGCGGCAGGCCGCGGCGGCCCUGCGGGGCGGGCGGCUGACGGGCGGCGAGGUGGCCGGCGUGGCGGCGGCGGCGGCGGCGGGGCUGGCGGGCGCGCUGGCCGUGGCGGCCUACGGGCGCCGGCGGUACAAGGCGAGGGGGUACCGGGCCGUGGGGGGCGAGGAGGGCCCCGACGGCGGCGGCGGCGGCGCCGGGUACCAGGAGGAGCCGGCGGCUUGAGCGUCCCCCCCCCCUGCCCCCCAAGGACAGCGAAACCCCCAGCGCAGCCGCCCCCACCCCAAACCGGCCCCCAAAAAGCCGGGAAAAGUCACGGCAGCCCCCACCCAACACGUCGCUGGGACUCUGGGGGGCUCCACCAGCAGCCUCGUUGCGUGGGGAUGCGGAGGACGAGCGCGUGCUCGGCCCCACGGAGACCCCCCCCAGCCCCACGCGGGCACCCGGCAGCACCCGGGACCCCCCCGGAGACGGCUGCAAAGUCGGCCAUUGCCCUGCGCCCCCCCAAGCUGAGCGGGCAGGCAGGAAGCCCCCCCCCGCCGCGCUUUCACGUAUAUCUAUUUGCAUAGAUAUACCCGCACAUGCAAAGAG